Lynx canadensis (Canada lynx) is the source of this 1655-nucleotide messenger RNA. It is a transcript of the gene KCTD8, whose product is annotated as potassium channel tetramerization domain containing 8. The record is from RefSeq and is a predicted model, not a curated record. Lineage: Eukaryota; Metazoa; Chordata; Mammalia; Carnivora; Felidae. The coding region runs from base 49 to 1473 and encodes 474 amino acids. The transcript is spliced from 2 exons. Gene Ontology annotation, molecular function: protein binding. Gene Ontology annotation, biological process: regulation of G protein-coupled receptor signaling pathway; protein homooligomerization.
GGAGAAAGUGCUGCUCUCCCGUGUCACUUGGCCGGCGGCGGGGGGACCAUGGCGUUGAAGGACACGGGCAGCGGCGGCAGCACCAUCCUGCCCAUUAGCGAGAUGGUCUCCUCGUCCAGCUCGCCCGGCGCGUCUGCAGCCGCCGCCCCGGGGCCCUGCGUGCCCUCUCCCUUCCCCGAGGUGGUGGAGCUGAACGUGGGAGGUCAGGUCUAUGUGACCAAGCACUCGACGCUGCUCAGCGUCCCGGACAGCACUCUGGCCAGUAUGUUCUCGCCCUCCAGCCCCCGGGGCGGCGCCCGACGCCGGGGAGAGCUGCCCAGAGACAGCCGGGCGCGCUUCUUCAUCGACCGGGACGGCUUCCUCUUCAGGUACGUGCUGGAUUAUCUGCGGGACAAGCAGCUCGCGCUGCCGGAGCACUUUCCCGAGAAGGAGCGGCUCCUGCGCGAGGCCGAGUACUUCCAGCUCACCGACCUGGUCAAGCUGCUGUCGCCCAAGGUCACCAAGCAGAACUCACUCAACGACGAGGGCUGCCAGAGCGACCUGGAGGACAACGUCUCCCAGGGCAGCAGCGACGCGCUGUUGCUGCGUGGGGCAGCGGCAGCCGCGCCCUCGGGCCCAGGAGCGCACGGCGGCAGCGGCGGCGGCGGCGGCGCGCCGGACAAGCGCUCGGGCUUCCUCACGCUCGGCUACCGCGGCUCCUACACCACGGUGCGCGACAACCAGGCGGACGCCAAGUUCCGGCGUGUGGCGCGCAUCAUGGUGUGCGGGCGCAUCGCGCUGGCCAAGGAGGUCUUCGGGGACACGCUCAACGAGAGCCGCGACCCAGACCGGCCGCCCGAGAAGUACACGUCCCGCUUCUACCUCAAGUUCACCUACUUGGAGCAGGCGUUCGAUCGCCUGUCCGAGGCUGGCUUCCACAUGGUGGCGUGUAACUCCUCGGGCACCGCCGCCUUCGUCAACCAGUACCGCGACGACAAGAUCUGGAGCAGCUACACUGAGUACAUCUUCUUCCGACCACCUCAGAAGAUAGUGUCACCUAAACAAGAACAUGAAGAUAGGAAACAUGACAAAGUCACAGAUAAAGGCAGUGAAAGUGGGACUUCCUGUAAUGAGCUCUCCACUUCCAGCUGUGACAGCCACUCAGAGGCGAGCACUCCCCAGGACAACCCACCCAAUGCCCAGCAGGCGACAGCUCACCAGCCCAACACCUUAACAUUGGAUCGCCCUUCCAAAAAAGCACCUGUGCAAUGGAUGCCCCCACCCGACAAACGCAGAAACAGUGAACUCUUUCAGACACUCAUCAGCAAGUCCCGGGAAACAAAUCUGUCCAAAAAGAAAGUCUGUGAGAAGCUAAGUGUGGAAGAAGAAAUGAAAAAGUGUAUUCAGGAUUUUAAAAAAAUCCACAUUCCAGAUUAUUUUCCAGAGCGCAAACGCCAGUGGCAAUCUGAACUGUUGCAGAAGUACGGGUUAUAGUAAUAGUCACAUUCCUGCAGUAUUUCAAUGACAUUCGAUGUUCACUACGGUGUCGCCACCUGACUAUAUCCUAACAACGGUCAGUGUGAUUCUUGCUGCUCUUCCUUUUUGUGAACAGUGGAUGUGGGACAGUAUUUUCUUUCAUUCUUUUUUGUUGUUGUUGUUGUUUUUAGAAGUAUGAU